Molecule: messenger RNA, 1209 nt
Organism: Trachemys scripta elegans
Lineage: Eukaryota; Metazoa; Chordata; Testudines; Emydidae
Gene: MBD2
Product: methyl-CpG binding domain protein 2
Exons: 7
Coding region: 354-1163 (269 amino acids)
Molecular function (GO): DNA binding
Source: RefSeq, a predicted model, not a curated record
UGCCUGGCUCCUCUCUAUGGUCCAUUUGCCGUUGGCAGCCGCGCAGGGCCUCUCAAUGGUUGCUCUGGCCUUUCUGCAGCCGACUCCGUGGUCUACGGCUUGGCCGCUCUGGCCCCCCUAGAACGCGCUCUAUGACCCCGUUCGGGAGCCGAUGACACCGGGUUCCAAGGCUCAGUUACGGAAGCGGCUGCCCGGCGAGUAGGCAGCUGCGCGCGCAGCUCGGGCUCCAGACUCCGAGGAGAGCGCGGCGGUCGCCAUCGCUAGGGGGUCGCGGCCCCGGCCGUGUCCGGGCACCAUAGCGCCGCUGCGGCGAGGCCCUGUCCCGCUGCCGCGUCGGGCCGCGGGUCCGGUGCAUGGAGAGACGGGGAAGGAUGGACUGCCCUGCGCUGCCCCCCGGCUGGAAGAAGGAGGAGGUGAUCCGCAAGUCGGGCCUCAGCGCCGGCAAGAGCGAUGUCUACUACUUCAGUCCAAGUGGUAAGAAGUUCAGAAGCAAGCCUCAGUUGGCAAGAUACCUGGGAAACACUGUUGAUCUCAGCAGUUUUGACUUCAGAACGGGAAAGAUGAUGCCCAGUAAAUUACAGAAGAACAAACAGAGACUAAGGAAUGAUUCUCUCAAUCAAAAUAAGGGUAAACCAGACCUAAAUACGACACUACCAAUCAGACAAACAGCAUCCAUUUUCAAACAGCCAGUAACCAAAGUUACCAACCAUCCUAGCAAUAAAGUAAGAUCAGAUCCACAACGAGUGACUGAACAGCCACGACAGCUUUUCUGGGAGAAGAGGCUACAAGGCCUAAGUGCAUCUGAUGUAAGUGAACAAAUUAUAAAAUCCAUGGAGCUACCUAAAGGUCUUCAAGGAGUUGGCCCAGGCAACAAUGAUGAGACCCUCUUAUCUGCUGUCGCCAGUGCUUUGCACACCAGUUCUGCACCAAUCACAGGGCAACUCUCUGCUGCAGUGGAAAAGAACCCAGCAGUGUGGCUCAAUACAUCUCAGCCCCUUUGCAAAGCAUUCAUUGUUACGGAUGAGGACAUUAGAAAGCAAGAAGAACGGGUGCAACAGGUGCGUAAAAAACUGGAGGAGGCACUUAUGGCAGACAUCUUGUCGCGGGCUGCUGAUACAACAAAAGAUAUGGAUGUGGAAUUGGACAGUGGAGAUGAUGCAUAAGAAAAUGAUCAGGUACUUUAACUGACUUGUCCCAGGAGGAAUUUCC